Onychostoma macrolepis is the source of this 1401-nucleotide messenger RNA. RefSeq names its product mitochondrial genome maintenance exonuclease 1 (gene mgme1). Gene Ontology annotation, cellular component: mitochondrion. Gene Ontology annotation, molecular function: single-stranded DNA exodeoxyribonuclease activity. Bases 284 to 1297 code for a protein of 337 amino acids. Gene Ontology annotation, biological process: mitochondrial DNA replication. Lineage: Eukaryota; Metazoa; Chordata; Actinopteri; Cypriniformes; Cyprinidae. The record is from RefSeq and is a predicted model, not a curated record. The transcript is spliced from 4 exons.
UAAAAAUCUAGGCUAUUUUUAAAAAGUUGCAUUGUGGGAAAUUGUGUUUAUGGGAACGUGUUAAACGUAUUUUCGAUGCAGUUCGAACUACAAUUCCCAUAAUUCCCCAGUAGAUCCAGUUCAAAUUGCGCUUCAUUUGAAACCGGAAUGCAACAACAACCUCAUGAUCGCUAAUCCACUCCAAAACUUUUGGGUUUAUUUAUUUUAAUUUAUCUGUCCGUUUUCCAAAGCAUGUGCAAAUAGCCGCAACAAUUACUACAGAAACAGGAUAAGAACAUCACGUAUGGGGAUUACAAUGCAAGUAUUGAAGCUGGUGAUACAAUGCAAGUGUGUGAGAUCAAUAGGCUUCCCCUCUGGUCAGUUCUCGCGUGUGGAUAACUUUUCAACCAGCUGUCAAUGGCGAGCACGCAAAAAGGUGAGUCAGUACAGCACAGUGGACACAGAGCGGUACUCAUCUCUGGUGCGAGAGGUGUUGUCGUCAAAAACCAGCUCCCAGACCCCUAAUAGCAUCGAGGAUGAGGACUGUCAGCUGUACGGACCUAUAAUAAGAUCCAGGCCGACUUCACAACAGCCCAAAGUACCUAAAAACCUGCAUCCACUGUUAAAUGAGGCCAAAGGUCAGUCGGAGUAUCUGCCGGGACCUUUGGCUCGUAUAACAUUAAAGAGAGACCCUAAUAAGACAUCUAUACCCAGUGUGACCCGAAUCCUUCAGAAGACCAUGCCUCCUGACCAAGCCUUUUACCUGGAAAGGUGGAAGAGAAGGAUGAUAGCUGAACUCGGAGAGGAAGGGUUUCGAGAAUACAGCUCGAACAUUUUCAGACAAGGAAAGCUGUUCCAUGCUACCAUUGAGGACACUUUCACCCAGGAAACCCCUUCUAAGGAGGACCAUGAGAGUCCAGCAGAGGUGUCCGGAUAUAUAGAGAGUGUAUCUAAUGUGUUGAAUGAUAUAACAGGAGUGAGAGCUAUUGAGAGUGUUGUGGAUCACUCUGCAUUACGGUACCUUGGCAUUGUAGAUUGUGUUGCCGAAUACAGAGGUUCACUGUGUGUCAUUGACUGGAAGACCUCAGAGAAGCCUAAGCCCUCCCUUCGCCACACUUACGACAAUCCAUUACAAAUAGCUGCAUACAUUGGAGCUUUGAACAGUGACCACAACUACAACUACCAGGUAGAAAACGGCUUAAUUGUGGUGGCCUACAAAGAUGGAUCACCUGCACAUGCUCACUUCCUGAACUCGGAGCGGAUUUUGCCAUUCUGGGAGAAAUGGCUGCUUCGACUAGAAGAAUAUGCAGAAAAAUAAGAUGCCUUUAACUAGUAUAACAAAUCUAGCUGAUGCUACACAAUGUGUAGCUCGACUGUAUAUGUUUUAUAUUUGAUACAAAAAAUAAACAGUUGUGUGUUACA